AAGGGUUUUAGUUUCUUAAAUAGUUGCUGGAAAUUUAGUAAACAGGGAUAAUAAUUUAGUUCUCUUAUUUUGUUUUAUAGGAGUUUAUUUCUAGCGAGUCGUAAUUCGCACAGUGGCCCCCGUACUUAGGUAUUCCAGGAUUAAGAUGUUGAUUUCAAUGUACGUAAAUCUAGGAAACCUAGAGAAGCUAGACUGUGAGACCCCACACAUUUAUGUCAAGAAGAUUGAGUUUGCCUGCAAUUACUUUGCUUCAGUGAAGAACCUACCUGAAUUGAGAAAGAAAGAUGUUAUGGCAGAGAUGGUUAUUCAUUGCUUACCUUCCAAGAACCCAUACAUAGAGCUUAAGAAUUGAUUUCGGGAUAUGCAUAUGGAAAAUGGCAUUCCUAAUUACUACAAGUAUGGUACUCCAGAUGGUAGAUGGAGAUAUGAUUUGGAGAUUAUGACUACGAUUAUAGAGCUCACAGAGGAAUGUUUUGAUGAUGGUAAGACGGUAGAGAACAUCAACCUUACAGGAUUAGAUCAUGAUACAAAGACUCAGAUGGAUGAGGACAGUGAUGAUGACGUUGUUGAGAUUGAGAACCCUAACCCUAUCAUUCCUGAACCCACUAUUGAGAUCUCCAGUGACACAGAAAUUGAGCCUGAAGUCGACAAUGAUGAGGUAAACGUGUGUUACAGCAAAACAAUGAGGAUAUGGAAUUUGAGUCUGAUCCACAGGAAGGCUUUGUUGAUUUUGAAGACCAUGAGCCCUCUUCACCUGUUUGUAAGGGUGGCUGGAUAGUUGAGUAGCAUUUUAAGCUUUUGUAAUAGCUAGUGCCUAGAUUUAGUGAAGCAAUAAAGUAGUACACUACUAUUUAUGGUUUUAGUAGUUCAGUUUUGUGGUUUUCCGAAUAAACUACGAUCCAAAGGAUGUAUUAUUUUUCCAUCGAAGUAAUAAAAUCUAGAAUUCCUUCUUA
Messenger RNA from Spinacia oleracea (spinach), 953 nucleotides. RefSeq lists its product as uncharacterized. The record is from RefSeq and is a predicted model, not a curated record. The transcript is spliced from 2 exons. NCBI's taxonomy places the organism in Eukaryota, Viridiplantae, Streptophyta, Magnoliopsida, Caryophyllales, Amaranthaceae. Bases 362 to 778 code for a protein of 138 amino acids.